AUGUGGAUGUGUAGCAUAACGGCUGGAAAUAAUUUUCGAAAAUCUUAUCACUUUAUUUUUCAACAAAUAAUUGAUUAUUUAUUAUUGUAUUAUUUACAAACGCUAUGUUUUUUGCUACUUUUAAUUAAUAUCUUAUCAUUAUCAUCAUUAUCAUCAUCAUCAUCAUCAUCAUCAUCAUCAUCGCCAUCUGUAUUCAAUAUUGGCCUAAUUUAUGCAAAUACAACAAUUCCAAAAGCACCGGAUUUUUUGCAAGCUGGUUUCAAUGAUGUAACUGUUGCUCAAUCUUUACACGAUUAUCAAUUUAGAUUGCUAUCAGUGCCAUCGACGGGUUGUUUCCAUACUAAAUAUGAAGGGAAUGAUCCGGCUGUUAUCGCUGAAAUGUAUUAUGAAAAUGAUCUUCAAAUGCUUCUUGGACCAGCAUGUGACAGUGACGUGAAUAUCGUUAGAAGAUUAACGGAAGAAUGGAAUAUUUUACAGUUUAGUUUUGGUGGAUAUCUCGAUGAUUAUUUCGAUUCUGUUGUACAGAUAUCAACUCUAUCAUCACUGAAUGCUGCGUUCAAUUUGGUUGCAUUCUUUAAAAUAAUGAGUUGGAAUAAGGUAGCAUUAAUUUGGUCAGUGAUAGCAUUUGAUGAUGAAUAUACGACAAAAUUGAAAAUUGCAAAUAUCCGAACGAUAUUCGAAUUAAAUGGUAUUUCUCUACUAAAGGAUAUUCAUGUAAAUACAUCCGAUGCAACUCGACCAUUGGUGGAUGUAUUAAUGGAAAUUAAAAAUAAUUCCAGAAUUUGGAUUCCAAUAUUCGGAUAUUAUCUUCAUGAUUAUAUAGAAUUUUUGGCAGCUGUAAAACAACUUAGUCUUGAUCCAACUGUUUAUGUUACUGUACUUUUGGAUUUUUUCGUUCUUGGAGAAUUCAAACCACCAUGGAUACUACCAAAUAAUAGCAUCAAUGAAACUAUGAAAUUCUAUUUCGAUGAUACUAUUAUUGCAAGACCAUUUGGUCCAAUAUGGUUAAACCAAUAUAGAAUUCGAUUAACACCAUUUCAAGCGAAAUAUGUUGAAGUAUUUAAAGAAGAACCAGUUAGCAUUGCAAAAUUAUUUCUCACCGAAGAAUGUAAUCUGCCAAAAAAGGAAAGAGCUAAUAAACGUUGCAUUACUUUGACUGGUGAAAUAACAAAUUAUAAUACAACAAUAACAAUGGAGUUUCCAGUAGAUGUGCCACCAUGUGGUUUCCAAAGCGAGCUAUGCGAUCAUCCACGGACUUUAUUAAGUUUCUCAGUUAUGAUAUUGGCAUUUAUUUUAUUGUUUUGUGCAUUUUUUGUUUAUCGAAAAUUAAAAAGUGGUGAAACAUCACAAAUGCCAUGGUCAAUCCCAUAUCAGGUUCUCAAAUUUGUUGAUAUCGAUGCAUGUUCGUUAACAUCGGUAAGAAAUGAUUUAUGUCAAGAAACGGAUUCAAAAUUGAAUGAUUUAUUUCGCUCAAGAGAAUUUGCAAUGACUGAUUUUGGAGCAGUAAUUAUCGAACCAUAUGUACUUAAAGAAGAACCAUGUUUUGAUAAUUCCGAUGUGGCACUUCUUCAUCAGAUGAAACAGAUGGUACAUGAUAAUAUUAAUCAAUUCAUUGGAGUAUGCUGUAAUAAACGAAACGAAUUUUAUACAAUUUGGAAUUAUUGUUUUCGUGGAACAUUAGCUGAUUUAGUAUUUUUAAAUCCGAUGACCAGUGGAACAGAUAAGUUAUAUAAGAAUAACGAGAGUGGUUCAGGAUUUCAUGAAAAUUUUAAGCGAGCUUUUGUUCGUGAUAUUAUUCGAGGCUUGGAAUUUUUGCAUAAUUCAACGAUUGGUUAUCAUGGUUCAUUAACUCCAUCACAAUGCCUCAUUGAUAGUCGCUGGAUUUUGAAACUUUCUGGAUUUGGUUUAUCGAAAUUACUCCAGAAAUGGACUAUAAAAGGUUUCAUAGGUGUCAAAGAUAGGAUAUGGUUAAUCUCAAAUUCAGAUUUACAUUACUAUUCGCCAGAUAUGCGUCGCUUGCUUAAACAAAUGAGUAAGGGUACGGUAAAGUUUAACACUAAGCAACUUCAAGCUGCUGAUAUAUAUUCAUUUGGAAUUAUAUUGUAUGAAAUUAUCUCUCAUAGAAAAUCGAUUACACUUGAUGAUAACCAUUAUGGUAUCGAAAGAGCAAAUUUAGAUACUUCAAAAAUUUUUUGCGAGUCAAUUGAAGCAUUAAUUCCACCAUAUCCAAUUAUCCCGAAAAAUAUUGAAGUGCAUCCGGAUUUACUUGGGCUAAUGAAGAAAUGCUGGUCUGAAAUUAUUAAUCAGCGUCCUGAUGCGGUACUAGCACGGAAAAUUACGGAUGCUACAUUGAAAAUAUCGGGUAGUUUGGUCGAUCAGAUGAUCAAAAAUCUUGAAGAGUAUACGAACAAUUUGGAGGAUUUGGUAAAAGAACGUACGAGACAAUUGGAAGAAGCGCAAGAGCAUGCUGAACGUUUACUUCUUGAGUUAUUACCCAAAUCAGUAGCUGAUGAAUUAAAAAUAAGUCGUCGAGUUGAUCCAAAAAAUUAUAAAUCAGCAACAGUGAUGUAUUCUGAUAUUGUCGGUUUUACAUCACUCUGUAGUGAUAGUUUACCGAUGGAAGUAGUAACAUUGUUAAGUGGUGUUUUUCAAAAAUUUGAUUUAAUUAUCUCACAGCAUCAUUGCUACAAGGUUGAAACAAUUGGUGAUGCAUAUAUGGUAACAUCUGGAGUACCAAUUGUUAGUCGACAUGAUCAUGUUCGUGAUAUUGCUUCUGUUGCAAUUUUGAUGAGAGAUUUCUUAUCGGAAUAUGAAAUACCGCAUAGACCGGGGCAAAGGUUAUACUGUCGUUGGGGUUUUAAUACAGGGCCUGUGUUUGCUGGAGUUGUUGGUUUAAAUGCACCGAGAUAUUGUGUUUUUGGCAAAACGGUAACAUUGGCAUCAAAAAUGGAAAGUAGCGGUUUACCGGAUAAAAUUCAAAUUACACUAAAAAGUUAUCAGUUACUAAGCGAACGAUAUCCGGAAUUUAAAUGCUCACCGCGUGGUGGAGUUCGAAUUGAUGGAAUUGGCACAUUGCUCACUUAUUGGUUGGAUAAUUGUGAAGAGCUAUUGAAAUCAAGUCGUUCAACGAUCGUUGAAAAUAAUGAUGAUUAA
Messenger RNA from Cercopithifilaria johnstoni, 3153 nucleotides. NCBI's taxonomy places the organism in Eukaryota, Metazoa, Nematoda, Chromadorea, Rhabditida, Onchocercidae. The record is from the annotation of a GenBank genome assembly.